CAUGCACAUCCUUCGAAACCGGAGAUCUUGUGAACUGGAGAAAUCUCAGCUUGAAAAUAAUGGGGGCAAAACAAACUGUUUUAAGAGAACUGAAAAGCUUAGAAAAUGAGGUUUGCUACAGACCAGGAAACUCUUUGCAUCUACUCCCAUUCAAACUAAAAACCCCAGAACUGCGCAAAUCAUGCUCAAAGCUUCAGGGCAGACUACAUGGAUACAGUGUUAAAGAUGAAUUCGACAGAAUCACAAAGCUAAUGACUCUUCCAAACAGCUUAAAGGUUGAAGACUGCAGGAGACAGACUGACAAUACAAACACCUCCUUCAGGUUGUCAACUUUCCUUGCAAACACAGAUGAAGACCGGGAAGGAUUUUGGACUAAUAUGUAUAAUAAGUCUAUUCCCACAGAAUACUUUUCCUGGAUGCCGAACAGACCAUAUGCAGGCACUGAUGUUUACAACUGUAUGACCUUAAACAUUAAUUUUAAAAUUAUUGAUGGAACUGAAAAUAUAGCAAGCAUUGGAACUGGGGACGAAGAGUGUGCAGGAGGCUGGGAAGACUGUGGUAUCUGUCAGGUUCCUACGGGUGUUGUCAAAAUCAGGGUGAGGGGUCUGUGCAUGCUGACUCGAUAUGAUCAAUGGUAUUUAUAUAAUAUCAAUAAGGAUGGAACACCAAUAUUUAGAGGGACGUACACAUCAAGCAUUAUAUUCAAUAGGGUUGGACUCAGAUGGGAGUGGUAUGACCGUACUUUAAACACAAGCAUAGCUUUGAUUCAAGCCCCUUUAAGUUCUUUAUUAUUAGGACUGCAGACUGUAGAUUUUAGUAAUGCUUUUGACGGAAAAUGUAUCAAAGACGGAGAACCUUUUAUUAGACAAGUCAAAUUUACAACUUGUGUCGAAGGACAAUUCACUUGCAAUAAUGGCCAUUGUAUUGAUAUAGAAGAAAGGUGUGAUCAAACUUCCAAUUGCUCUGAUGAAUCAGACGAAGAAAACUGUAGGUAA
Messenger RNA from Eurytemora carolleeae, 995 nucleotides. RefSeq lists its product as uncharacterized. The transcript is spliced from 11 exons. Bases 60 to 995 code for a protein of 311 amino acids. NCBI's taxonomy places the organism in Eukaryota, Metazoa, Arthropoda, Copepoda, Calanoida, Temoridae. The record is from RefSeq and is a predicted model, not a curated record. Gene Ontology annotation, molecular function: protein binding.